AUGAAACAAAUCCGAAAAGUGGUAUGUGCAAUUUCUGGUGGUGUUGACAGUGCGGUUUCUGCAUAUUUGUUGAAAAAGCGAGGAUUUGAUGUAAUUGGUGUGCAUAUGGUAAAUUGGGAUCGCGCUGAAGAGGAUUCAAACAACUGCCCACAAUCUGUGGACGAAAAAGAUGCGGAAAAAGUGUGCAAUCAUUUACAAAUACCUUUUUAUGUGACCAAUUUUGUAGACAAAUAUUGGAACGAAAUUUUUAUGUAUUUGCUAGAUAAUUACCGAAAAGGAAGGACAGUCGUAUCUGAUGUGCUUUGCAAUAAAACGAUAAAGUUCGAUCGGUUUCAUAAAUAUGCAUUUGAUGAACUUCAAGCUGAUGCUGUUGCAACGGGCCAUUUUGCAAGGACAAGUUUUGGUGAUUUUCUGGAGAAUCGUUUAGAAACCGGAUUGAUUCGAUUGCUUGCUGCUGUGGAUCCGAUCAAAGACCAAACAUUUUUCCUGUCAACUUUAACUCAAUCGCAGUUGAGAAGAUCAAUGUUUCCAGUAGGUUCAUUGACAAAACAACAAGUACGCCAAAUUGCGAUUGAUGCUGGGAUGGAUGAAAUUGCUGAAAAGCGGGAGAGCAUGGGACUUUGCUUCAUUGGAAAAAGAAAACGUUUCGAUGCUUUUAUUAGUCAGUACAUUGAACCUGUAAUUGGACCAGCGAAGGACAUCGAUACCGGUAAAGUUAUUUUUGAGCACAAAGGUAUACAUCACUAUACAAUUGGUAAACGCAUUACAAUGGUACCUGACCAUUGUCAGAGUGCUGUUGGUUUGUUUGCUGCUGGUCUUGAUGAUAAAACUCAAACUCUCUGGGUGUGUCAAGGAUCUCAUCAUCCAGCUUUGUUUGCUCGUGAAUUUGUUGUUGAAGAACCCGUUUGGAUAUCUGAAUGUCCUUUUGGUGACGCAGGCGUUAUAAAAAUGGAAUUUCGUUGCCAAAGGACACAUCCGGCACUUCUUUGUGAACUUACUCGACUGGAAAAAGGACUUUUAAAAGUUAAACCAUAUAAUCCAAUUCGAGCAGCUGCCCCUGGCCAGAUUUGUGUUUUUUAUAACGAUAGCGAAUGUCUUGGUGGCGGCGAAAUACAAUAUGUUGUAACAACACUAGCUGGUGUAAAAAACUAG
Brugia malayi is the source of this 1152-nucleotide messenger RNA. RefSeq names its product tRNA (5-methylaminomethyl-2-thiouridylate)-methyltransferase, putative (gene Bma-mttu-1). The transcript has 9 exons. Lineage: Eukaryota; Metazoa; Nematoda; Chromadorea; Rhabditida; Onchocercidae. Gene Ontology annotation, biological process: tRNA wobble position uridine thiolation. Gene Ontology annotation, cellular component: mitochondrion. Bases 1 to 1152 code for a protein of 383 amino acids. The record is from RefSeq and is a predicted model, not a curated record. Gene Ontology annotation, molecular function: sulfurtransferase activity.